Messenger RNA from Teleopsis dalmanni, 2493 nucleotides. RefSeq names its product E3 ubiquitin-protein ligase TRIM9 (gene Trim9). The coding region runs from base 94 to 2370 and encodes 758 amino acids. Gene Ontology annotation, molecular function: protein binding; zinc ion binding. The transcript is spliced from 10 exons. The record is from RefSeq and is a predicted model, not a curated record. Lineage: Eukaryota; Metazoa; Arthropoda; Insecta; Diptera; Diopsidae.
UUGAAAUUUUAAUAAAAGUAAUUAAUAUAAAAGGAAAUUAACACAGAGAACAAAUUAAAUUCAAGGCUUUGUGCGGAAGUUCUACAUUUUAUUAUGGAGGACGAAUUACGUUGCCCGACAUGCAAACAGCUUUUUGCUAAUCCAGUUUUAUUGCCGUGCUUCCACGCCCUCUGUUUGGGCUGUGCACUUGACAUACAGACAGCGUACAUACCAGGCGUCGCUUUAGCAGCAGCAGUUAACGCCGGUGCCGGAGUAUUGCCGCCAGUACCGAAUGGUAAUAGCGCUGCUGGUUGUGCUUUGCAUGCCGUACAUACCACACUGCAUGUACACAGUACUGGCACUUCGCAUUCGGGAGCACAUCAUACACACGGUCCGGCACAUCAUCCACCAUCGACCAGACAUUCAUCAAAUAGUUCAGCUGCGAGCACUGCUAGCUCGGCUACUGGUAGCGAAAGUGUUACAUCCGAUCAGGAUCAGGCCGAUAAGGUUAGCAUAUUGAGUGAAGCCGAUUCAGGUGUGGUCUGUUGUUCGAAUACUUCACGUCCGGUCUCUUACGCCGGGACUGCACAUUUGCAAGGUUUAUUGCAGGGCGCUGCUGUAGCACCACCCGGUGCUGCUUUCUGUCUUACUUGUCCACUCUGUCGUAAGUUGGUGUUCUUUGACGAGGGCGGCGUACGUAAUUUACCACCAUAUCGCGCCAUGGAAUCGAUUGUCGAUCGUUUUUGUGCACGUGAAGCAUUACGUUGUCAGAUGUGUGAAACUGAUCCGAAGGUCGCUUCAUUGGUCUGUGAACAGUGUGAAAUACGCUAUUGCGAUGCAUGUCGUGAGCUCUGUCAUCCGGCGCGUGGACCGCUGGCCAAGCAUAAUUUGGUUAAGCCACGUGGCGCUGCACAGCAAAGAGAAUCCGUUUGCGGUGAACAUGCAGAGUCAUUAACAGUUUAUUGCUUAAAUUGUAAAAUACCAGCUUGCGGAAAAUGUAUGGCUGAACUACGUCAUCAAGGACAUGAGGUACAACCAAUUGGCGCCACUUGCAAAGCACAAAAGACGGAACUUUCACACAAUCUGCAACAAUUGUCGGAGAAGGCACGUUCCACAACGGAAUUCAUACAGCGUCUAAAGGGCAUGAGCGACAAAGUAACGGAAUCCUGUAUAGAGUUCGAAAGACUGGUUACGGCACAAUGUGAAGCCUUAAUACAAGCCAUCCACGACAGACGUGAAUAUUUACUGGAGGCUAUACGCAUGGAUAAGGAUACGAAAAUUAGAAUAUUAAAGGAUCAACAAUCAAAUUGUACUGGCAAAUUGCAACAGACUACAGGACUCAUACAAUUCUGUAUUGAGGCACUAAAAGAGACUGAUAGUGCAGCAUUUUUACAAGUUGGCUCCAUGUUAAUCAAUCGCGUUGCUAAUACAGACAUGACUUGGCAUCAGGAAGUCACCAACGCAGCACCACGAGUUUCUCCAAUUGUUGACUUGACUUUGGAUGAUGCACCAUUAUUGCGUGCCAUUGAUAAUUUGAAUUUCAUACAAAUGAAACCUGUCAAAGAAGGAGAUGAGAGAUUACCAGCAGCGCCAUUGACGCCUACAAUUAUACCAGAAGAUUGCUCGGCCGAGAAUAAUUCCGUUACUGUGGCGUGGCAGGCGCCAAAUCACUCGUUCGUCGUUGGAUACGUACUUGAAUUGGACGAUGGCAAUGGCGGUGAAUUCAGGGAGGUUUAUUGCGGCAAAGAAACAAUUUGCACCGUUGACGGACUGCACUUCAAUUCAAUGUAUAAUGCGCGCGUCAAGGCUUUCAAUAGCGCCGGUGAGGGUGAAUACUCUGAACUAAUUGGACUACAAACAGCAGAAGUUGCUUGGUUUACAUUUGAUCCUGUUUUAAGUGGUGGCGCUGGUUCCGGUCUCAUUUUCAGCAACAACAAUUCGACCGUAUCAGUUGAGGGCUGGGAGCAUCGUGUUGCUUUGGGCUCUGUUGGCUUCUCACGUGGCGUACAUUACUGGGAAUUUACGAUUGAUAACUACACGGCGGACACGGAUCCGGCAUUUGGUGUUGCACGCAUUGAUGUCAAUCGCAAUAAAAUGCUCGGUAAGGAUGAAAAAUCAUUUGCUAUGUAUAUUGACCGUCAGCGUUCUUGGUUCCAACAUAAUUCUGUACAUGAGCGCCGCGUUGAGGGUGGCAUUAGCACUGGCAGCACCAUUGGCGUUUUACUUGACUUGGAGCGACACACCCUGAGUUUUCUGGUUAAUGAAAUGCCACAAGGCUCAGUGGCAUUCCGUGAUCUCUAUGGUGUUUUCUAUCCAGCGGUAAGCAUUAAUCGCGGUGUAACAUUGACUUUACACACAGCAUUGGAUGCACCAAAAAUGGAUUAUUAUUAAGUAGGAAACGAUCAGUUAAAUCCCAAAAAUAAUAUAAAAUAAUUUGAUACACACAGUAAAGCUUGAAAAAUUCAUUCCUUUACACUGAAAAAAAAAAUAUAUUUUCAACACAUUUAUUGAAAU